AUGAUCGAGACUUGCCUCUGCUGGGUCGGCGGCAUCUUUAUCGUGACAUGCAUCGCUUAUGUGGUGUAUGUGGCUCUUGAGGUCCACGUGUUUCCUGGCCGCUCGCUCACCACGUACGGAGCAAAUCCCAAGCUGCGAGGUGCGGGAAGCUGGGCGCUCGUCACAGGUGCAACGGACGGUAUUGGGCGUGAGUUUGCGAUGCAGCUCGCCGCGCGUGGAUUCAAUAUUGUGGCUGUAAGCCGCACAGCGGAGAAACUUGCCAUCCUCAGCAAGGAGAUCGAAAGCACAAUGCCUGGCAUAAAAACCUGCUAUUAUGCGAUGGACUUUUUAAGUGCAGGCAAUGCUGAAUACGAGGGCUUAGAGCAAUUGAUUCGGCACUUGGACAUUGCUGUUCUGGUUAACAAUGUCGGCCUGUCACACACGAUGCCAGUGAAUUUCCUCGAGAUGGAUGGGCGAGAAUUAGCCUCGAUCUGCCAGGUGAAUAUUGUUGCUACAAUGCAAGUGACCCGUGUUGUAGCGCCACACCUUGUAAGGCGCGGACGUGGACUGAUUCUGAAUCUUGGGUCGUUUUCGGGACAGUGGUCUACACCACUUUUGGCGACGUAUGCUGGCUCGAAAGCCUUCCUGAUAGCAUGGACGCAGGCACUCGGCGAGGAGAUGCGCCGCUCACACGUGGAUGUUCAGCUCCUUAACACCUACUUCGUUGUAAGCAGCAUGUCAAAGGUGCGCAAGCCAUCGAUGAUGGUUCCGACGCCGAAGAACUUUGUACGCUCUGCUCUCUCACGCAUUGGCCGUUCUUCUGGCGCUUUGGGUCGUCCUUUCACGCUCACACCGUUUCCAUCGCAUGCAUGGCUCGACUGGGCUGUGGAGCACUUUGUUCCGCGCUGGUGGCUCUUACGUCAAGCGUACGACGUGAGCUUGGACACGCGCCGACGCGCCAUCCGCAAGGCACAGCGCCUGGAAAAGUCACAGUAG
Molecule: messenger RNA, 975 nt
Organism: Malassezia globosa CBS 7966
Lineage: Eukaryota; Fungi; Basidiomycota; Malasseziomycetes; Malasseziales; Malasseziaceae
Exons: 1
Coding region: 1-975 (324 amino acids)
Biological process (GO): fatty acid elongation
Cellular component (GO): endoplasmic reticulum
Molecular function (GO): ketoreductase activity
Source: RefSeq, a predicted model, not a curated record